Molecule: messenger RNA, 7177 nt
Organism: Bursaphelenchus xylophilus (pine wood nematode)
Lineage: Eukaryota; Metazoa; Nematoda; Chromadorea; Rhabditida; Aphelenchoididae
Source: the annotation of a GenBank genome assembly
AUGAAAUCGGUUGAAGGUAAGGCAAUCUUCCAAACACAGCACAAAAAUAAAUUGUGAUUUUUAGAAAAAACAGUCAUCUCAUAUCCGGAAAAGUCCCUUACAAGGCAUGAUAGAUUCACUCACAAACUCCAUGCUGCGUAUCGAGCAUGGGCAGAGGUUGUUGUCCAACAUUCAUGGAAGAUUAUCAUUGCUUGCUUGGCGGUGACAGCGGUCUGCACCUUCAAAAUGGUCACCACUCCGUAAGUUUUUAUAGGCAGAAAUGCAGUGUUUUUUUUUUGGUACAAGUCAUUUUUACUAUACCAAAUUUUACAAAGACAUAUCCAAAACAACAAAAAUUCCGUGACAUUUCGUCAUCCAACCCGUAAAACGGACUAUUCAAAUGUUGUUUUUCCAGUACUUUAAGAGCAAAUUUGUCUAUCAGUCUGUCGGGAAAAUAGUGAGCAUCGCGUCGCUGAAUUGAAGACAAUUUGAGUUUGCCACGACAAAAUUCAUUUUCUCGGCGCGACUUUCCAUGCGAGUGUUCAUUAUUUUUCCGACAGACUGAUGAUAAGCAGAUCGCAGUUUGUACGCUGCUAUGUAGGUAAAGCCUUAAAAAAUGCAAAUAUAACGUACCGCUCAAUAAAACUCUCUAUGUUCAAAAAUUUCAACAGAUGUUUCGCAAAGGUCAUCUUGAGGCUAAAAUAAGAUCUCUGCAACAAAAAUCUUCUAUAACAAAGAAGUUUUUUUUGUCCCUUGAGAUUUGCUGUACAGAGUUUUGAUAAUUCUAUAUAUUUUUUCUUGGCAAAAAACUGUCAUCAAGCCAUGAAAAAUCAUUAUUUUUUCAGUCAUCAGAACAACAUCAAAGGCUAUGCUCCGUUCGGGUCUCGCUCUCUCUACGAAUUCGCCGUUCGCGAAGAAUUCUUCGCGCAAACGGGCGCCGGAGUUCGAAUGUUUGUCCUGAUGGUCCCCAAAAACGGCACGAACAUGCUGACCCAAGAGAAUUUAGCCGAAGCCAUACGAGUUGACGAGCUGAUCAAAUGGAAUUCCAGUUUCCUUCAUAAUCAUAUCACUGGUCAGCAGGAACCAUUUGCAAUGUUUUGCAGGCGCUUUUGCAAAAUUAAUGAGCCAGUCCAUGCAUUUUAUGUGAGUAAAACUAUGAGAUAAUUAUGAAAUAUUUCGAAUUUAGAAAGGGAUUCAAUUUGAGAACGAGCUGCUGGCGGAGAAUCAGAGUUUAGGCGAUCAACUGGACUUAUCCUAUCCCACGAUGACACUUUUCGGGAGGAGAGUCAACAUUCAGGUAGGUCCUGCCGUUCUAUUUCUAAUUUUAUCGCUGAUCGUUGAAGAAAAAUCUUUCGUUUGAAAAGAAAUUUUUAUCACUCCGUCGGAAAAAUAAUGAGCGCUCUGUAGCAAAAAUCGCAUAGCCAAAAAUGAAUUGUGUCGCGGCAAAAACAAAUUUCUUUUCACUUCAGCGACGGAAUUCGCGCAGCGACAUAGUGCUCAUUAUUUUCCCGACAGAUAGUUGUAAAAAAUUAAAAUUUUGCAAAAUAUUAUACAAUAAACCCAUUUGUAAAAUACGUCCAAGUCUCUCAAAUCCGGAGCAAUGAUAUUUUUUCUUCAGGCAAAUUUCUUCGGGAUCCACAAAGCCAACAAGACCCAUCCACCAAUCUUUCCCGGACACUCCAAUCUUCAUGCCGCCGAUAUGGUAGUCCUCCUCUAUCGUGCGGAACGUAUUGGUGGAUGGUCGGACAAAGAGAUCAAGGACUAUGAAAUGGCCACUUCCAGGUACAUCAAGGAUCAAUUUCACAGUGAUAUCCUCGACGUUAUGACCAUUUCCACUUCAUAUGUUGAGGCCGAAGUCGAUCGAGCUGGCCGGACGUUGAUGCCGUAUGUCGGGCUUGGCUUCAUUGUCAUGAGCACGUGCGCUGUGACAUCAGUUAUUGUGUCCUGUUUGUACUUUGGAUCGCUGAUCUCGUACAAGGUGAGAAUAGAAAAUUUAUUUUAGGAAGUUGAAAAAUGAUGUCUUAUUGUGUCCUUUACAGAUUCCCUUGGCAAUUGUUGGAUGUAUUUGCCCGUUUAUGGCCUCGGGCACCGCUCUGGGAGUUUUGUUUUAUUGCGGACUUCGUUACGGCGCAAUUCUAGCGGUCUCACCGUUCCUGUUGCUAGCCAUCGGUAGGAGAAACUUUUUAUUCUUCACUUUUCCACAAUUUCUUAUGUCACAAACAACGUUCCAGGUGUCGACGACGCUUAUCUAAUGAUUCAUGCCUGGCAACAUGUCAGCACAAAUUUCCGCACUCGCCCAUCGAAAGAUGACACUAUCGCCGAGAGAAUUGCCCUUAUUUUGAUUGAGACCGGCCCAUCAAUCCUAAUUUCGGCGUUGGCCAACAUUUUCGCGGAUGCUGUGGGAUCUUUUACCGGCUCCAUGGAGAUCACACUGCUUUGUGUUGGGAAUAUCGCUUCGAUUUGUGUGGACUUCUUUUAUCAAAUCACAUUCUUCACAGCAGUCCUGGCAAUUUUGGGACAGAUGGAAAUGAACAAGGAAAAGAAGGCCAGAGAGGUGGAAGAAACGAGUAAGGCGGUGGAAUCUGAUAGUGAAUCGAGUGGAAGUGAUGUAAGUAGGGGUUGGGAUUGAGCAAAAAAUGCUAGAAAAUCGAUUUUUCGUAUGUGUCUAGGGAAGAGCCUAGUGUAUGAAUCUGUCGGGAAAAUAAUGAACGCAAUGUCGCGAUCGCGUCGAUGAAGUGACAAGCAAUUUGAGUUUGCCGUGACACAGCUCAUUUCCUCGGCGGCCAUGCGAUUUUUGAUGCAACAGAGUGCUCAUUAUUUUCCAGACAAAUUUAUCAGUACGUCGAAAAAAUAAUGGCGGAUCGUCGCGCCUUGAAAUCGCCCAUUAUCGCUUAUCGCUACGACAAGCCGCGGCUGGGGAUUUGGUGCGCGACAGCGGCGAGGCGAGACAUUUCGCUGCGAUGGCCCGCCGUUAUUUUCCCGACAGACUGAUAUAUACCGAGCUCUUCCCGAGAGAAUUGAGACAAAUCGAUUUUAAGCAUGCGUUGGCUAAUCAGACUGAUGUCUGAGGUCAGUAAAGAGAUAAGUACUACAACAUACACAACGAAAUAGCUUUAGGCAGUAACUACCUUACGCUGACAAUGUUUGAGCAAUUCUCUUGAAAAACCACGAUGGUUUUUAAAUUUCAUUGGAUGACUAGAAAGUACUCUUUUAACUUGUUUUCAGCGCCCUCUCCGCAACAAAGUGCGCUCUUCCUUCCUAAGCCUUGUCGACGGCUAUAUCACCUUCAUUACUCACUGGCUGGCCUCCUUAUUUGUCUGCAUUAUAUGGGCAAUCUUUUUAGUUUUUGCUGUCAAAGCCAUGCUCGGCUUCGAGAUCAAUUUAACGACGUCCAAGCUCUUCGCCCGAGACUCUCCGCUCCAUAAAAUUGAAAAAUACCGCGAGAAUAUGGUGCUUCCCUACUUUACUCAAGCCCAAAUCUUUGUGAACAACCCAGGCAACUUGUCGCUGCCGGAACAACGCAAAAAAGUCCAUCGUCUUGUCGAAGCAAUGGAAGCGUUGCCGUAUGCUUAUGAUAAAGAGAGCAGUAACUACUUUUUACGCGACUUUGAAGUCUUUGUAACUCAAUCUGGAAUGUUCGGAAUGGAGGAAGAGGUGGACGAGGAUUUUGAAAGAGAAAUGAAAAAGAAUGUCAGCAAUGAAAUACUUGAUAUGAACGAGUUGGAGAGCUUUCUAUCUUGGUCGGAAUACGAUUAUUACCGAGGCUUUUUGAAUACGCACAAGGAUGAGUAAGUUGGUUGAAAAAUUGUGGGUAAAAUUAGCAAAAAAUGGGCUCAUUUUUAAAUAUUUUUUUUGAGGUUUUUGGCAGCUCUCUUUUAAAACACGAUUUCUGAGUCAGUGAAGCAGCCUUUCGUUAGGCCGUGACAUAGAAAAUUUCGAUCUCGGGUUUUUUGCCUUAAUGUGACCGACAUCAUCCUAAAAACUUAUUGGCAAAACAGUUUUGCCUACUUCCGCCGUUAACAUAGUUGUUUUUACAAUUUAUUGUUUAUACAGUAAUCCACAAUAAUUCAGUAAUGACCACACAGAUAUUCAUGAAAUUGUGUAUACUGAUGUUUUCGAACUCGUAGAUUUCAAAAAAAGUGGUUUUGACUCAUUAGGAUUACUGUAACAUACCAAACUGCCGAUUCGGCCGCCAAAAAUCGGCCGUAAAAACUUUGUUUCUGAAAACCCACAGCUGAUUUUUACAUAUGUUAAUCAGCAUAAAAUUCUGCCCUAUAAACGUUAAAAAAAAGUCCAAAAAGUGGGGCGGCAUUUUUCAUGGUAUAGUGGUUUUGGGUCAGAACUACCAAUCCAGCGUCCCGAGUUCGAGUCCGCCUGGAUGCAAAAACCAAAAAUAAAGCGUACUGUACCAUGGAAUACUGUAACAUAAAACUUUUUUUCCUUAACCGUGGUUUUCUUCUAAAUUCUUCAAAUGAAAUUUUGAUUUUUUUUUGGUUAGCUUUUCUAAACGGUCGAAACCAUACGCGCUGCAUAUUUAAAAUAAAAUUCCAUCUCUAUUCCAGUGUGUAUUCAUAUCAUCGUUAAUUGGUGAAACUUCGGGAGAUUUCUCAGGUCUUUUGAAUCGUACGGCCAUAGAAACAUUUUGGUGUUCCAACCGACUCAUUCUUAACCAUUUCUAUCAUUAUAGUGAUAGUCCGAUGUCUCUGCGCUCUGUGGUAUGUGAAAAACUAAAUCGGGUUUAAUGUUACAGUACUCCAUGGUACAGUAAGCAAUCAAAAAAAGCUAACGGAAAAGUUUCUUAGAAUUAUCCCUAGAAGAGCUGGUAUCAAUUUCAAACGAUUUGAAAACGUUUUAUUUUUUCGCGAAUUUAUCAUCUAAAAUUAUAUAAAAUCCAUUUUUAUCUCAAAUAGGGGUAUCAUCUAUGCCUAAAAUUAUUCAGUCUCCCUCAUACAGACCCCAAGACCACAUCAAAGCUAAUUUACGCUUUAUUUUUGGUUUUUGCAUCCAGGCGGACUCGAACUCGGGACGCUGGAUUGGUAGUUCUGACCCAAAACCACUGUACCAUGAAAAAUGCCGCCCCACUUUUUGGACUUUUUUUUUAACGUUUAUAGGGCAGAAUUUUAUGCUGAUUAACAUAUGUAAAAAUCAGCUGUGGGUUUUCAGAAACAAAGUUUUUACGGCCGAUUUUUGGCGGCCGAAUCGGCAGUUUGGUAUGUUACAGUAAUCCUAAUGAGUCAAAACCACUUUUUUUGAAAUCUACGAGUUCGAAAACAUCAGUAUACACAAUUUCAUGAAUAUCUGUGUGGUCAUCACUGAAUUAUUGUGGAUUACUGUAUAAACAAUAAAUUGUAAAAACAACUAUGUUAACGGCGGAAGUAGGCAAAACCGUUUUGCCAAUAAGUUUUUAGGAUGAUGUCGGUCACAUUAAGGCAAAAAACCCGAGGUCGAAAUUUUCUAUGUCAAGGGCUGCUACACUCACUCAGAAAUCGUGUUUUAAAAAAAAAGUGUACUAGCCUGUAAAAUAUUUCUGUUGUAGGUACCAAGAAAAGACUGAUAUUUUCAGAAGUUUAUUCAUGACUUAAAUGCAGUCUCGGCGCUUAUAAAGGCAGUAUCCCAAGUGCGACGCUCAGAUUUUCUUUAAAUUUUCCACACGCGUCGGGAAUAGACUAAAUAUCAAUUCCUGAAAGUUUUAGCUCGCGCUUUGCAGGCGCCAACGAGAUAUUGAACCAUCUUUGCCGGCGAAAGAGCACGCUCAACGCGGAGAGCGGUCAGAGAGAAAGAAACACUUUCUGGCCAUAACUUUGCUAGUUUCACGCGGAAAAAAGCCUUUCCACUGUAUUUCUUUACGGUACAAAAUAGGUACGAAACCUCUUGUGCCGGAAUUUGGGUAAAAGUCUCAAAUUUUCGCCGACUUUCCAUCUAAAAAUCUCGGUUGUUUCUGCAAAGCGCGAGCUAGAAUUCUCGCAUAUAUCCUAGAAAAAAUUAUUCUGAAUUUGUGCCAAGUUUCAUCAAAAUCUGAGCGUCGCACUAUGUGAUCUUUGUUGUCUUUUCCAUCAGCUAAAAACGUUGAAAUCUCAAAGUCACCCAUUUUUUGGCGUUUUCUAAUUCUCGCCUGUUUGACCCCUAAACUUCUCCGGACAUUUCAGAGCCAACAACACAGUCAUUGACAACUUCCUGGUGUACGUUGCCUAUCACGGCGAUGACCUAAAAGAUUGGUACAAACGAGCCGGAGUUCUUCGCCAAUGGCGUGAAACCAUCGACAAAUACGGGAAAGAAAUCAACGCCACAGUCCUCCACGACGACGGGCUGUACCUGGACCUGCUCGAGAACAUGCCCACGGACAUUUGGCAGUCAGGCUUGGCCACUGUUCUCUGCAUGGCCGGUAUCUGUCUGCUGUUUAUGUGGAAAUUGAAGCCGGUGUUGGUGGCGGCCGCUUGCAUCGCCUCGAUUAUGGUGUGCACUUUGGGCUGGAUGGCGAUGCAAGGGAUGACAAUGGACCCGAUUGUGAUGGCGGCGGUGAUCAUUUCGAUUGGAUUCAGUGUGGACAUCCCGGCUCAUGUGUCGUAUCAUUUUCAUAUGGCCGAGAAACAGCUCGAGGGAAGGGUGGAAGUGGCGGACAGACUGAGAUUUGCCCUGACUACGGUGGGAUACCCGGCUUUCCAAGUAAGCAUAAUAUAUCAGUAAAGAAAUAUUGUACAGUGGGGGACCGGACCCAGUGGCAAAAAAGGUACCAUUUUGUAUCCGGGAAGUAUCAAAAAUGUGGCAAGAUGCUUCCCUCUUCAAGUGAAAAAACUUCGUUUUGAAGGGCGCGCCCUUUCUCCUCACAAAAAGAGCGGGCGACCUUUUGAAAUCUGAUAAACUUUUUUACUUGGAGAGGGAGGUAUUUUGCCACAUUCCUUGAUGCUUCCUGGAUGCAAAAUGGUAGGUUUUUGGCCACUGGAUCAGAUCACUGUAUGCUAAGAAAAUUUUUUAAAAUAACGUGUUUUAAACACUGUAAAUAUAUAAUAUAAUGAUUCAGGCGUCUUUGUCGACCAAUAUUUGCGUCCUUUGCCUCCUGUUGGUCCCUCUUUAUAUGGCCAGAGUGUUCGUCAAUGUGAUGUGUGUUUGUAUCACGCUGUGUGCCAUUCAUUCGUUGAUUCUCAUGCCCGCUCUCUACGCUCUCACCGCCAAUAUUAAGAAUUUUCUGUGCAAAUCCUAG